AAAUCUCCUCGCGUACAACCGGGAAGUAGCUGCACACCAUGUAACCUUUUAAUUAAGAAUAUUAACAAAUGCGGCUACGGCCGGACCCGAUGCCCGAUCGACGGGAGAUGCGACCGGAGCACGUGCAAUCACGUCAGUGAAUCCCUGAAUGGUGCUGCGCAGAAGUUUUCUCUCAACCCCACCCCGUCGCCGAUAAGCGCGGGACUAUAUGAAGGAUGUGUGCAACGUUGUAUUUUCCGCUGUAGCAAGGAUGACUGGCCCAUCUCUGCCCUGUCGCACCCUGUGUCUCCUAGGCUGCCGGGUAGACUGAGCGACUUGAUAUUCUCUUGCCGUUCGAGUCGUGCGAAAAUUGCAGGCCGUCGCCAUGGGGUUCUUCAGGAGCGUCCUCGCCCAGAUGAUCAUCUGCGGCAUUAUUGCGCUGCUUGGGCCAGGUCUAUGGAAUGCCAACAACUCCCUCGGUGCCGGUGGUGCCCUUGAGCCAUACCUUGUCAACGCGGGAAACUCGAUCGUUUUUGCGUUCAUGGGCAUCUUCUCGAUCCUGUCUCCCGUGUUCGUGAACUGGAUCGGAGUCAAGCAGACGCUCAUCCUGGGGACCUUGGGCUGGUCCAUCUACAGCGGCGCGCUCUACCAGAACAACCGUUUCGGCACCGAGUGGUUCGUCAUCGUGGGCGCCGUCAUCUGCGGCAUCAGCGCCGGGUUCUACUGGGCGGCCGAGGGCGCCGUGAUCCUGUCAUACCCCGAGCACCGCAAGCGAGGGCGAUACCUGGCCCUCUGGAUGGCCUUUAAGAACAGCGGCCAGAUGAUCGGAGGCAGCAUCAACCUGGGCCUGAACGCCGGCACCGCGGUCGCCGGCAAGGUGUCGUGGGUGACGCUGCUCGUGUUUGUGUGCCUGCAGGCCCUCUCCCUCCCGGUCGCGCUGCUCCUCUCCCCGCCGCACAAGGUCGAGCGCAGGGACGGCUCGCCCAUCCACGUCGAGCAGCGCACGCCCAUGCUCGAGCAGCUGCGGCGCAUCUGGACCACGGUCUCGACGCGCCGCGUCGGCCUGCUGCUGCCCGUCUUCUUUAGCUGCUGGUUCUACUGGGGCUACGGCUCCACGUUCCUGACGCUGUACUUUACCGUCCGCGUCCGCGCCUUGGCCUCCUUCCUGUCGGCCGUCACCGGCACCAUCGCCUGCAUCCUCUUUGGCGUCUUUCUGGACUCGGACAGGUUCACGGUCAAGCAGCGCCUCCGCUGGGGGUUCCUGGCCUCGUGCGGACCCUUUACGCUGAUUUGGAUCUGGGUCUUUGUCGUGCAGUACGACUUUAACAAUGCGAACCCGGGCGCGCUGGACUGGCUGAGCCCCGGGUUCGGGCGCGCGUUCGGCGCCUACAUCAUGCUAAACACCGUCGGCAACAUGGUGCAGAACUUUUUGUACUUUUUGGUCGGCACCAUCGGCGACGGCACGUCGGAGAUGAGCAGGCUGACGGGGCUGCUGAGGGGUGUGGAGAGCUGGGGACAGUGUGCUUCUUUCGGCAUCAGCAGCAGCAAGUUCAACCUACUGCACACCGUCAUUAUCAACCUCGUGCUCUGGGUGGUCAGCCUGGUACCUGCGUUCAUUAGCGUCUGGGAGGUGGAGGAGAGGAAGCACGCGGGAGCAGUCGAAUCGGCCGAGACUGAAGGCAAGGCCGAACCGGCCAGCAAAGUCGGUGUGGACGAGGAAGUAUCCAAGGUUUGACGGUGGGCUUGACGAGUUUUCAACGCCUGUACGGAGGUGCAGACGGUUGUCUCCCGUGAGCACCAGAAUUUAGGUACAAAAUUCAAAAGCUUUUACUUUAUUUACUUGCCAUUGGAACACAAAAGCGAGACCAUACCCACUUUGCUC
Pyricularia oryzae 70-15 is the source of this 1861-nucleotide messenger RNA. RefSeq lists its product as uncharacterized. Gene Ontology annotation, molecular function: transmembrane transporter activity. The record is from RefSeq and is a predicted model, not a curated record. The coding region runs from base 365 to 1714 and encodes 449 amino acids. The transcript has 3 exons. Lineage: Eukaryota; Fungi; Ascomycota; Sordariomycetes; Magnaporthales; Pyriculariaceae. Gene Ontology annotation, biological process: transmembrane transport.